CAUUAUUAAGCAAUAAAUGUAUUUAAUAUUUUAUGAUUAUUGUCCACUGAUUAUCCACUGACCAGUGCCCAAUGCCCAUUAAGUAUUAAAUGUUGUGAUCCUCAAUCUUAAUCGUAAUUCAUAAUCAUUAUUUAUUCUACAUGCGAGUAUUUGAUUAUGCGAUUCUAAAUGACUGAUAACUAAUGCUUAAUAAGUAAUAACUAUAUAUUUUAUAAUUUAUUGUUAUUAUAUACAUCUAUGUCCUACAGUAGUACAGACUACAGACGUACUUCUCGUGUUGUGUGCAAUAUUCAUUUUAUUCGUUUUUUCCACGUGGUUUUUUGCGGUUUCAGCUUAAUCACUCAGGUAGUUUUAACCAACGACUGAUUCGUAUCCUGUAAUGGCUAGUGUACUUGUGGUUGGUGGCGGAGGUCGAGAAAAUGCAAUUGCUUGGAAAUUAUCACUUUCUUCAAAAGUGAAAAAAAUUUAUAUUACACCAAACAACAUUGGAGCUGUAUUAUUGCCUCAAGUUGAAUUUGUAGAUUUGGAUAUUAACAAUUUUGAAUUAUUAGCAAAAUGGUGUGUGGAUAAAUCUAUAGACUUAAUAAUUGUGGGUCCUGAAGAUCCUCUUGCAUCUGGAAUUGCUGAUGUAUUAGCUGCUUAUAACUUGAACUGUUUUGGACCAUCUGCUAAAGCAGCCCGUAUUGAAAGUGACAAAGAAUGGUCAAAACAAUUUAUGGAUGAGUUUAAUAUUCCAACAGCCAAAUGGAAAUCAUUUAAUGAUGUUAAACAAGCAACAGAUUUUGUUUAUUCGGCUGAUUAUCCUGCAUUAGUAGUUAAAGCAAGUGGUCUUGCUGCGGGCAAAGGAGUGGUAGUUGCUUCUAAUAAACAAGAAGCAUGCUUGGCAUUAGAUGCUAUCUUAACAGAAAAUCGUUUUGGUAAAGCUGGUCAGACCGUUGUAGUUGAAGAAUUAUUGCAAGGAGAAGAAGUUUCUGUUUUAUGUUUUACUGAUGGUGUUAAUAUAAAUGUCAUGUUACCAAGUCAAGAUUAUAAGAGAGCAUAUAAUCAAGACAAGGGUCCAAAUACUGGAGGUAUGGGAGCAUUUUGUCCUUGUUAUAACAUGCCUCAAAAUGAGUUGGAUGAGGCAAAAGAUAUUUUACAAAGAGCUGUUGAUGGCCUUCGUAAUCGUGGGUCUCCUUUUGUUGGUGUUCUUUAUGCUGGAUUGAUGGUAACUAAUGAUGGUAUUAGAGUUUUAGAAUUCAAUUGCCGUUUUGGUGAUCCUGAAACCCAGACAAUAUUGCCACUAUUAGAAUCAGACUUUUAUGAUAUUAUGAAAGCAUGUUGUGAUGGUACUUUGGAUAAAGCUGAAGUUAAAUGGAAAACUGAUCAAUUUUGUGUCGGUGUUGUGAUGGCUAGUAGAGGAUAUCCGUUAACAUCUAGUAAAGGGGAUGUAAUAUCUGGAUUAUCUAGUGUAACAAAAGGUAUGGUAUUUCAUAUGGGUACUAAAUUGAACAAUUAUGGGGAAUUAGUUACAAAUGGAGGCCGUGUAUUGAUUGUGGUAACUACUCAUCAAGACUUAGUUUUAGCUGCUGCUAGAGCCACUAUGGCUUGUGGCAGAAUAACGUUUAAUGGUGCUCAAUUCAGAACUGAUAUUGCUCAUAGAGGAAUUGCUAGAGCAAUUCUUGCUAAAGGUGCUACAACCUACAAGUCUAGUGGUGUUGAUAUAACUGCUGGUAAUAAUCUAAUACCAAUUUAUAAACAAAUGGUAUCCGUUACAAAACGUCAAGGAGUACUUGGAGAUUUGGGAUCAUUUGGUGCCAUGUUUGAUCUUAAAGCAGCUGCAUUCCAGGACCCAAUACUUGUGUCAAGUUCAGAUGGAGUUGGCACUAAAUUGAAGGUUGCUCUAACAUGUAAUAGUCAUGAAUCAAUUGGACAAGAUCUUGUUGCAAUGUGCGUUAAUGAUAUAUUAGUUCAUGGUGCUGAACCUCUAUUUUUCCUUGAUUAUUAUGCAACUGGUCGACUGGAAGGAGGAGCUGUUGUUCAAGUGGUUAAAGGCAUUGUAGAUGGUUGUCAUCAAUCUGGAUGUGCUCUUAUAGGUGGAGAAACAGCAGAAAUGCCUGGCCUUUAUCAUAAUAAUGACUAUGAUGUGGCAGGUUUUGCAGUAGGAGCAGUAGAGCGAAAUAAGAUCUUGCCUCGUAUUGAAGAUAUUGUUUCUGGAGAUGUUGUUAUUGGUUUAGAAUCAAGUGGUGUUCAUGCUAAUGGAUUUAGUUUAAUUCGUAAAAUAAUGGACAUGGGUUGUCAUAAGUUUACAGAUGAAGCCCCUUUUAGCUUGGACAAGAAAACUUAUGGUGAAGAACUUUUAACUCCUACAGUAAUUUAUGUUGAACGUGUAUUACCUUCAAUAAGAAAUAACCAUAUUAAAGCAUUGGCUCAUAUUACUGGCGGUGGUUUAAUAGAAAAUAUUCCGCGUAUCUUACCAAAAAAUAAAAAAGUUGUUUUAGAUGCUACAAAAUGGAAUAUACAGCCUGUUUAUGGUUGGAUAGCUGCAACAGGUAGCAUCAAUGAAACGGAAAUGUUGCGAACACUUAAUUGUGGCUUGGGUAUGAUAUUAAUUAUUGAUAGGAAACACGUUGAAGAUGUUCUAUCUGCUACUAAUGGUAAAGUUGUUGGCAUAGUUGAUGAAAAAAUGUCUGACGAACAACCAGUUGAAGUGAAAAAAUUUGCAAAUCGUAUGGAGCCUCUAAUGCGUCCCCAUAUUCAGACAUAUGUGGCAUCUAGGAUGCAUCCUAAAAUGCGUGUAGCUGUUCUUAUAUCAGGAUCUGGAACCAAUUUACAAUCAUUGAUUGAUACUACUACUGAUGAUCCAUCUAUGAUGUCUGAAAUCGUUUUAGUAAUCUCCAAUAGACCUGAGGUUGAAGGUCUUAAGCGAGCUAGACGUGCUGGUAUAUUGGCUUUGGAAAUAGAUCAUACUAAGUUUAAAUCACGAGAAGAAUUUGAAAAUGAAAUAUUGAAGGCAUUAGAUCGAACACAAGUAGAUGUUGUUUGCUUAGCUGGUUUUAUGCGAGUAUUAACAAAAAACUUUGUAAGCAAGUGGAGAGGUCGUCUUUUAAACAUACAUCCAUCACUUUUACCUUUAUUUAAAGGUCUUCGUCCUCAACAACAAGCCAUUGAAUCCGGUGUACGAGUUACUGGCUGUACAGUCCAUUUUGUAGAAGAAGAAAUUGAUACUGGAGCAAUUAUAGUACAAGAAAGUGUGAAUAUAAGUGUAGAUGAAUCAGAAGAAAGUCUCAUUGAAAAAAUUAAGAAGGUUGAACAUAUUGCUUUUCCAAAAGCUUUAAAACUGUUUGCUACUAAUCAAGUUUAUUUGGAUAAAGAUACUGGUAAAGUAAAAUGGUCAUCUAAUUCAAAUGAUAUAUUCAGAAAUAUUGUUUAAAAUAACAACUAAGAAAUGUUUUUACAUU
Molecule: messenger RNA, 3440 nt
Organism: Melanaphis sacchari
Lineage: Eukaryota; Metazoa; Arthropoda; Insecta; Hemiptera; Aphididae
Gene: Gart
Product: trifunctional purine biosynthetic protein adenosine-3
Exons: 18
Coding region: 380-3412 (1010 amino acids)
Biological process (GO): adenine biosynthetic process; 'de novo' IMP biosynthetic process
Cellular component (GO): cytosol
Molecular function (GO): phosphoribosylformylglycinamidine cyclo-ligase activity; metal ion binding; ATP binding
Source: RefSeq, a predicted model, not a curated record